Molecule: messenger RNA, 1332 nt
Organism: Rhizoctonia solani
Lineage: Eukaryota; Fungi; Basidiomycota; Agaricomycetes; Cantharellales; Ceratobasidiaceae
Product: ribosome biogenesis protein YTM1
Exons: 5
Coding region: 1-1332 (443 amino acids)
Cellular component (GO): preribosome, large subunit precursor
Molecular function (GO): protein binding
Source: RefSeq, a predicted model, not a curated record
AUGUCUGAAUCGGUUCGGACGCAUCCCGUGAUUCUAACUACUAGAACAGCCUAUGCUAUCCCAUCCUCAAAAUAUAUGAUACCUACGUCAUGGGCGAGGUAUCACCUAUCGCAACUCAUUAAUAAAGUCCUUUCAUCAGCACAGCCUGUACCAUUCGACUUUCUAGUUAACGGAGAGCUAUUGGUAGGUUCGUUAGCGGAAUGGUGCAGCGAACACAAUGUGGGCGAGGAAGAAACGCUGGAGAUUGAAUAUAUUGAAUCGGUUCUGCCUCCAGAAGUGCUCUCGUCGCGGGAAACAGAUGAUUGGAUGACUUCAAUAUCAUGUCAACACAAAAACUUUUUCUUGACAUCCUCAUACGAUGGAUCUGUCCAAGUCCAUGAUAGUACCCAACAGCCAGUCGCUACUAUUCUAUCGCACGCCGCCCCGGUUACUUCCGCUUGCUGGGUGCCAGGCGAAUCAAGCCUAUCUCCGAGCGGAGAAAAAAUUAUCGCUAGCUCUUCCUUGGAUCACACUCUACACAUCAACCGCCUAUCAUCACUCAGCAACCCAUCAUGGGAUACACUCGCAUCUCUUCACCUACACACCGCCCCUGUUGCAAGCGUUUCCGCUAGCUCUGAUGGAAAAUACAUAAUCUCCGCCGGGUGGGAUGGAUUGGUUGGAGUUUGGUCGACUGUUAUACCUGACCAAGACGAGGUUCCUGAAGCGGAAGAGGUCAUAGGAAGAAAAAAGAGACGAAAAGUGCAAGACCAGCCCUCUAGCGCUGUCCGCAAAGGUCCAGCAGUCGUACUCAAAUCCCACAUGGCACGGGUUUCAAAAUCCAUAUUUGACCUGUUGAAUGAGAACGAGAAAGCAUACAGUUGCGGGUGGGAUAACACCGUCAGAUCAUGGGACGUCGAGAGUGGCGUGUGUCUUAACACAGUGACUCUACCGGACCGUGCUCAUCUGGAUCUCGCGAUAUCCCGAACCGGUGCAAUCUAUGUUGCGUCUGCGGAUCGAUCGAUUUCUGUGAUUGACUUCCGCUCGGAUGGCGCGCAAUCAACUACCAAGACACUUACACAUCCGUCAACGCCUUCGUGCCUUGUCGCACACCCUGAUUCUGCGCACCAUCUCUUAACCGGUGCUCAUGACGGGGCUUUGCGAGUUUGGGACAUCCGCUCCCCCCGGACGUCUUUAGCAAAAUUCGAGCACAUUGUAAAAGACAAAAGUGGCUCAAAUCGAAGAGGAAAGAUACUGGGCGUUGAUUGGGCACAUGGGCUGGCCACAUGCGCAGGGGAGGUCGGAUUUGGGAUUUGGAACGCGGGAGUUGGAGGCGAAGAGCAAGGCAGAGUUUGA